AUGUGUGGACUGAAGCCCCUUUGCGGCGGAUUCCAUUCAGGCACCUGGCUGGGAAUAGAUGCGGUGCAGUCUAUGAUGUCAACUCAGAGGUACCUCCGGUCGCAGUGUGACAUUCCAAAGGGCCAGCCCUGGUUGUCUGCUGCAACGGAAGCAGUACAUGGACGAGUUUUGCGUGGCACUUGCAAGACUAACAGAUUGAGUGCGGCUGGCAUAUGCCUUCCCCGGGAGAGAUCGUCAAAUGCACCAAUUUCCCCCUCUGGCUGCUCCUGCAGCAGGAGGCGGAGUAGGCAGCCAAGGGCCGAUCGCGGGCUGCCUCCCGCUCCCUCUGAAGCCCCAGCAGAGCUCCGCGGGUGGGGAGGCUCCCUCCCGGGCGCAGCAGCCGCCGCCUUCCGCCCGGAGCAGCUCGCCCGGCUGUCUCCUUUCUCCAGGGACCGGCUCUCCUGCCAAAAGGGGGCGAAUCCAAGAUGCCAGCCGGGAGACUUUGAUUCGCAUCCUUGCGCUCUUUCGGGGGGCUUUUCUUUCCCGUGUUUUAAAUCCACCAGCAUCCGCGCUUUUAAAACACCGCCACAAUUGGUCUUUGCAGACACGAGCGCACCCACGCCGCAGACUCGGGGAGAACGAAGCCAGACGCAGCCUCCCUUCCUGGGAAGAGGGGAGAUAACCAUGCGGAGCUGGACUCGCUUCUCCGCGCGCCCUCUCCUCUUCCUAGCCGCGGUCCUCCUCGCGGAGAGCUCCCAGCUGGACGGCGCGAAGAUGAACUCCAUCAAGUCCACCCUCGUGGGCGAGGCUCCGACGCAGGCCACCAACCGCUCGACCACUUUCCCCCAAGGACUGGCUCUGGGCAGCAGCAAGAAGGGCAAGAUCGUAGGCCCGGUGGGCAAAGGGCUGAAGCAUUACCACCGGCAAGGCGAGGCAUACCCUUGCACCAAUGACAAGGAAUGUGAAGUUGGGAAAUAUUGCCACAGUCCCCAUCAAGCAACAUCUGCCUGCAUGAUCUGUAGGAGGAAAAAGAAGCGUUGCCACAGAGAUGGCAUGUGCUGCCCUGGAAACCGCUGCAACAAUGGUAUUUGCAUACCAGUGACUGAAAGCAUUCUCACACCCCAUAUCCCGGCCCUGGAAGUACCUCGCAACAAGAAAAAUAAUAACUAUCCCACCAAGGACCUGGGCUGGCAGAAUAUAGGUAAAGGACAGUCCAAGCUGACACACUCAAAAGGUCGGGAAGGAGACCGCUGCCUCAGGUCCUCUGACUGUGCUGAGGGCUUUUGUUGUGCUCGCCAUUUCUGGACCAAAAUUUGCAAGCCUGUGUUGCAUCAGGGGGAGGUGUGCACCAAGCAGCGCAAGAAAGGCUCCCACGGCUUGGAGAUAUUCCAGAGAUGUGACUGUGCCAAAGGACUGUCCUGCAAAAUCUGGAAAGAUGCCACCUAUUCUUCUAAAGCCAGACUUCAUGUGUGCCAGAAGAUCUGAGGGAAUCUGGGAGAGUGCAAUGAACAGACUGUGAACCUGCGUUCGGGACGCAUCUCAGCAUGGCAAAGCAUGAGGAUUGUAAAUAAGAACAGACUGGCCCAUGGUUGGCAGGACUAAGCCUCCUCCUCAACAGAAUUACAUUUCUGCUCUGGGGCUGAAUGUGACGGCAGCUGGACUUUCUUCACGACACAGUGGCAUUCUGCCAGUGGUGCCAAACUUUUGCAGAAAAGCACAACUCCAAUGACGUCUUGACAGUUACCAUGCUCUGGGUAUGGCCCUGUGUCUUCUCAGCAUUAAUUGUGGUUAGGUUUUCCCAUUAUGAUUGUAAAAUAAAUGCUACACUACAUAUUUACAACACAAAGCAGUGCUUUGCUGAAAGACAUUUCUACCAACACAUUGUUAGGUAGUAGGGGAAAACAAAUCCGGUCAACCGAAGCUAUUAGAGGUAGAGGGAAAAGUGACUUUGAAUGUCUUUACCUGUUAACUUUACACAAUCCCUUGAAUGGAAAAGUACUUCUACUAAGUAAGAGUGCAAGACGUUGCAGGCUGCUGUGACAAAAGGAACAUCUCACUGCACAGUAAUUUUUUUUCAAGGCAGAAGUUGCCUCGAACAGAGGUGUUUAAGCAGGGCUGAUGAUCAUGUUUCACAUCUAAGUGUUUGGACUGCAAUGCCGUAAUCAUUUCAUCUUUAUUUACUUCAGCGAAUGGCUUCUAUUUGUCUCUGUUUACUGCUACUACAUGUUGGGCUAAUGUCAAACUGUCUAUGGAUGCAUCCAGAAUGGUAUAUAUUGAGCUGCUAGCAGUGUUCUCUGUAAGAGGGAUUCCCAGAUGUUGUUGACUACAACUCCCAUAAUCCCUAGUUGCAAUGGCCUUUGGCUGGGAAAUAUGAGAUUUGUAACCAACAACGUCUGGGAAUCCCUCGUACAGGGAACACUGGCUGCUAGUUGUGAGUACUGGGCUAUUUUGGGCUGCAUUGUGAACUCUUCUGCGUCUUUACCUCUAGAGGAGGCUGCCUAUAUCCACAGACUUAUAAUAUUACCAAAUAACAGUGUUAGUAUAACUUUUAGUACAGAACUUCUAUGGGAUUGGAGACAGUAAACUAGAAACAUAAUGCACCAAUGUCAAGCAAAUAAAUAAAAGAAAAGGUAUCAGGGUGGAUAUGGAGACGUGAUCUGUUUCUAGUAGAAUGACAUCAUGUGAUGAAAUAUUACAACUUGAAUUGGUGAACGCAUGUUCUUCUUUCAAAUGCAUGCUAGGGCUGUGGGUAGAGCAGCAUUUGCUCCUGGCUUUCCACUGACUGUAGGAGAUGACAAGGAUUGCUAUCACCGCAGCAGUAUUAAUAGACUGACAAAAAUGAAUGAUGACUUUUGCUGUUUGACCUUCUCCCCUAGCACCCCUGUAUUUUCUCUUAGUAUAUUCAGUUAGUUUUCAAAUGUGUUAUAUAUGUACGUAUCAGGGGGUGGGGGGUGGAAUUGAGUAGCCGGAUUGCUUCCCAAGCAAUAUGGUUGGUUGGAGGAGAGAACAGUGUACAAUUUUUUCCUUUUGGGGGAAAAAAUUGUGCUACUCUAUAGGUGGAUUCAGAUUGCCACUUCCCCCCACUAUGGCAUGUCAUUUGCAGUUGCAAUGUGAACAAAUCCUUAUGGAAAUACAUAGUUCUGAAAAAGUCUAACACAUUCUGCAAGCCAUAUUUUGGAGCCCUUCUGGAUCCACCUUAUGCCAAUGUAUCUUGCAAAUUAUUAGGCCUGUUCACAGUCAUCAAAAUCAGGGUAGGAAGUAUUCUAUCCUGGUUUUCAUGAGUGUUUGAACUCAUUAAAAUCCAUCCACCCCAGGUUGCUCAAAGCAGGGUAGCCCAGCUGUUGUAUCUGCUCUUAACCAAGGUAGGAGGAGAGGAGAACUCUCCUACCUUUAUUUUCUGAUCAUAUGGAUCCAUUUACAUCUUGUAUCCAGUCUUCAGGACCUAUCAUGCCUAGAAAAAAUAGAGCUGUGGUUACAGAGACUGUUGACCAGUGCUCCCUCUAAGGUGUGUGCAUGUGUGCACGCUCACAUGGUUUUUGAUGUUCACUCAGUUAAUUUUAGAUUCUGCUCAAGUUGAAUCAAGAAGUCCAUAUUCUGAACGCACGUGUGUAGACAUUGCCUUGAUACUGCCUCCCAGACCAAAACUCAUUCCAGGAACAGAUGAAAAAAAUUAAAGAGAACACUGCUGUCGACCAUGGAUGUAUACCUGUCAACAUGUCCCUAUUUUCCCAUUCACCAGAAUGGGAAGAUAGAGACAUGUUGGCAGGUAUGUAGUUGGGCCAUUCUGCAAAGCACACUCUAUGAUUCUGUAGCUGCAGCUGCUUCCACAGGGCUGGGUCUGCCUCCUGCUUCUUUGUGUCCAAUCAGUGGGGAGCUGAUGAUAUAAUGAGAUGUUUCGGUCUACUGGCAGUGCAAAGCAUGCUGGCAGGGAAUUUCCAUACUUGCAGCCCCCCAUUUCAACAAUGCUGGCUUAAUCAUGUAUUUCCUGGGUUUGCUGACUUAAACCGGGGUUCCGCUCAUCUACUGCUUCUGGGAUAUGAGCUCUCUAACCCUACAACCCACCCCAAAAUGGUUGUGUGAACAGACCUAUUGUUUGUUUGUUACUGGCAUACAUAAAUCAAAAUUCUUCAUUAUUAGCCUUCUGAUACAUUUUCUCUUUUUAAAAGCUCAUAUAUAUGGAAUAAAAAAGAAUAUUUUUCCAUGUCAUUAAAGAAGGCGAAUGCUGAGAAUUCCCUAAGUUUUUAGCCCCUCCUUUCCCAGCUUUACUGUUCUUUGAUGGAAAAAGAAAAAGAGAUAUUUGCUAAAGCCUCUUGACCUCGCAUAGUAUCCUCCACAGGGGCGGAGCCACCAUUGAACGAACAGGUUCAAAGAACCCAGGCAGCCACCCCUCAGGGGCCGUGCCUUGCACCCCUGACAUGCCCCCCUGUGUCUGAUGUCAGGUGUGGGGGCGUGGCUAACCACUUCUUAUGCCAGGUGCUGAUAUAGGGAGCGCGGCUGGUGGGCUGUGGCGGGGAGAACCUGGGCUGAGAUUAUUUAUGUCUGAACAUAUCCAGACAGGGGUGUUUUUUUAAUGGAAAGGAGCAGCAGGGGUAGGGGAUACUUGACCCUUUCUCUGCUGGCCCUUACACAAGCUGCUUUCCUCCCCAAGAAGGUUCCAGACAUGUAUUUACCCUUGUACAGAUACAACUGGAACCCCAUGGAGAGGAAGCAAGUUGGAGUGAAUUUUGAGCAAGGAAACAGCAGCAGGAAAAGGAUUAAACACCCACCCACAGUGGAGGGGCUAAUCAGAGCAGGGCAGGGCAGGAAAUGAGCUGCAGGUGCAGCUCAUUAUCACUCCCCUUGCCUGCUUUUUGUCUCAUCCUGCAUUUGCUUUAACCCCAGGCAUGCAGGCUGCACAGUCACUACACAUUCACACAGGAACCAGGUGAAUGUGAAGCCCAUGCACAUGGGGUUAAAGCUGUGGUGGAGUGAGGCAAGAAGGAGGGAGGCAGCUGGGUGGGGCAACAACUGGGUGAGGGGAGUGCAGAUCAGCCACAUCUGUGGCUCAUCCCCCCCCCCAAACUAGCCACCACUGCACUUUCUUACACACACACACACACACACACACACACACCACUCCUCCAUACAAAAUUGCAGCCUCCCCGUGCUGCUUUUCAUUUAAAUAAAAAUAAAAAAGGUCAUGGCUUCAUUACAAUCAUUUGUAUGCAACGUGAAUAGUUUAUGCCCUGGAUGUAAUUAGCUGAGAACAGAAUUAAACAGACUUUUCCUAGGUCUGAGGCAUGGUCAAUAAGCUUUUAUUUUUAUAUUCAAAAAGAUAAGAUUAUAUGGAGGAUGAAUUUAAACCUUUAAAAGCAAAUGCUGAAUGCUGAAUCACACUGGGACUUAUCUGAGAUUGAUACAGGGAGUGCUACCCAGUCUGUGUAAGUGCAAUGAAAUCUGGAAUAAGGCUGAUAAAGUGUAUUGUUUCAGUGAGACACCCUUUACUUAUGGAACCACAUAUCUGCAAACCUUUUGCCUCUGUGAGAUUAUGGGAAGGAGUCCAUAUCCCUAAGUACAGCCAGCAGCUACAAAGUAAAGCUCCCAUUCAUUUAAAUGUUAUCUGACAGCUUCUGCAUGCCCUUCCCUUUUUUUCCUGCAAGACCUUGUAUUUGAAGUAAUUUAUUUACAGGAAAUGUUUAAUGAGAUGUAUUUUCUUAUAGAAGAUAUUUCGUACGAAAAGCUUUGUAGCAAACUAUACUUGCAACUUGUUGACUUUGUAAUUUAGAAAGAAAUGUAUUAUAAGAUUAAAUAUAUUAAAGUGCCCCGUUUUCCACA
Messenger RNA from Hemicordylus capensis (graceful crag lizard), 5793 nucleotides. RefSeq names its product dickkopf WNT signaling pathway inhibitor 2 (gene DKK2). Gene Ontology annotation, biological process: negative regulation of canonical Wnt signaling pathway; multicellular organism development. Lineage: Eukaryota; Metazoa; Chordata; Lepidosauria; Squamata; Cordylidae. The record is from RefSeq and is a predicted model, not a curated record. Gene Ontology annotation, molecular function: receptor antagonist activity; co-receptor binding. Gene Ontology annotation, cellular component: extracellular region. The transcript has 5 exons. The coding region runs from base 1 to 1464 and encodes 487 amino acids.